Molecule: messenger RNA, 1539 nt
Organism: Wickerhamiella sorbophila
Lineage: Eukaryota; Fungi; Ascomycota; Dipodascomycetes; Dipodascales; Trichomonascaceae
Product: V-type proton ATPase subunit B
Exons: 2
Coding region: 1-1539 (512 amino acids)
Biological process (GO): ATP metabolic process; proton transmembrane transport
Cellular component (GO): proton-transporting V-type ATPase, V1 domain
Molecular function (GO): ATP binding; proton-transporting ATPase activity, rotational mechanism
Source: RefSeq, a predicted model, not a curated record
AUGAGUGCCGCCAGGGUGUCUGAUAAGGAGCUGUUCGAAAUCAAUAAAAAGGCCGUAACUAAGAAUUUUGGCCUGGAACCCCGGUUGAGUUACAACACCGUGAACGCCAUCAACGGGCCCCUUGUUAUUCUUGAUAAGGUAAAAGUUCCUCAGUUCGCAGAAAUUGUGAACCUCACCCUUCCAGAUGGAACAGAACGUACUGGUCAAGUUCUUGAGGUCAAAGGAGACCGGGCGAUUGUGCAGGUUUUCCAAGGUACUUCAGGUAUCGAUGUGAAGAAAACUGUGGUGGAGUUUACAGGAGAGAACCUCAAAAUCCCCGUUUCAGAGGAUAUGCUUGGCCGUGUCUUCAAUGGAAGUGGCACUGCGAUCGAUAGUGGUCCUGCCGUCCUUGCCGAGGACUACCUGGACAUUAACGGGUCGCCCAUCAAUCCUUAUACACGUACCUAUCCCGAAGAAAUGAUUUCAACGGGAAUAUCUACUAUUGAUUGCAUGAAUUCAAUUGCUCGUGGUCAGAAAAUUCCUAUCUUCUCAGCUUCUGGUCUUCCGCACAACGAAAUUGCAGCACAAAUUUGCCGUCAAGCAUCACUUGUUCGUCCUACAAAAGACGUUCAUGACGGACAUGAGGAAAACUUUGCAAUUGUGUUUGCAGCUAUGGGUGCCAAUUUAGAAACUGCGAGAUUUUUCCAACGUGACUUUGAGGCUAGUGGCUCACUUGAACGUACAACACUUUUCUUGAAUUUGGCGAAUGACCCAACGAUUGAGCGUAUUAUUACGCCGCGUUUGGCUUUAACUGCUGCAGAGUAUCUGGCAUAUCAGACUGAGCGCCAUGUUCUGACUAUCCUUACAGAUAUGUCUUCCUACGCCGAUGCUUUACGUGAGGUAUCAGCGGCUAGAGAGGAAGUUCCUGGUCGCCGCGGCUAUCCAGGUUACAUGUAUACAGAUUUGGCGACAAUUUAUGAACGUGCUGGCCGUGUAGAGGGUCGUAAUGGCUCUAUUACUCAAAUUCCAAUUCUUACCAUGCCCAACGAUGAUAUCACGCACCCCAUUCCAGAUCUGACAGGUUAUAUCACAGAGGGACAAAUUUUCGUGGAUCGCCAGUUGCACAAUCGUGAUAUAUAUCCCCCUAUCAACGUUUUGCCCAGUCUCUCACGUCUUAUGAAGGCGGCAAUUGGUGACGGCAUGACUCGCAAGGAUCACUCUGACGUUUCUAACCAGUUGUACGCCAAAUACGCUAUUGGCCGUGACGCGGCGGCUAUGAAAGCAGUUGUCGGAGAAGAAGCGCUCUCAAACGAGGAUAAGCUUUCCUUGGAGUUUUUGGAUAAAUUCGAGAAAGGGUUUGUUUCUCAGGGCAAGUAUGAAGACCGCAGUAUUUUCGAAUCUCUUGACCUUGGCUGGAGCUUGUUAAGAAUCUACCCCAAAGAACUUCUGAAUCGUAUCUCACCUAAAAUUUUAGAUGAGUUCUACGACCGCCGAGCUAGGAAGUCCGAUGAUGACGAUGAAGAUGGUGACGAGGAGGACAUAAAGGAUUCAGCGGAUUAA